UUUUUUGGCUCAUCCCCUAUAUAUAAUUAUAUAUAUUAUUUCCUGUCUCACAAAUCCAACCAUCUUCAAGGUUUGCCCUCUAAUUCUAUUAUACGUACGUAUACAUGCAUCAUCAUGUUUCUUCAUCUUUUAUAUAUUAAUUGACGAUAUACGUGCGUACCUCUCUUGUUUAUUUUUAAUUUGCAACCUUAUUCAUCUUUUGAAUUUUGUGGGUUAUAUUGAUUGCACCAUCUCUUGUUCUGCAUGCAUUCUUGUCUAUUUCAUUUUCUUCUUCUGCAUUCUUAUUCGCAUUAACUAUUUAUUAGUUUGCUUCAGAUAUAUACAUCCAUUAUUCAACGACUUAGUUUCCUUUUUCUUAUUAUAUAGGAUUUCAAUGUCUGUACCUCCUGUUCUCUUCUGCAAUACACGUGGUUGCUCUCUCUUUUUACGUGAUGCAAGUCAUUCAAAUUAUCAGCUUAGUUUUACGUUCUUCGUUUCCCAAGUUUUUCUCACAUCACUCACAUGAAAUCUGUUGUAAAGUUGCUGACUUAAUUAUUAAAUAGAUGACAAAACCUGUCGUUAUUGCUCGGCAAAAUCAGAGCCAAAGAUUUUAUUUAUAGACUUAGCUUCCACUGCAUGUGGGUAAGGUAAUUAAGCUUAUUAAUAUAUAGUAUGGUUGUUAAUUUCUCUUCUUCUUUACAUAUGGUUGUUAGCUAGGCUUCUUUACUUUGGCUUUCUAAAACUUGGUAAAAGCUUGUGUUUAUCCUCUUUUUGUACACAUGCAUGAUAAUGUUAUUUGCCUUGUGUGGUCUGAUGAUGAGAAUUUCUCUGUGAUUCAGAAGAUCUUUGUUUUGGAAUCAAACAUAAAUCAUGGAUGGUGUUAAUGUCGUCUUGGAUGGUAAGAAGAAGGAAACUGACGUUGCAAAAGAUAUUCUUGGACUUACAAAUGUUAGCUCAAUCAACGACUACGAUCUCUCAAAGCUAAUCGGCAAGCCACGAUUAAACAUAGAGCGGAAAAUAUCAUUCGACGAUAGGUCACUCAGCGAGUUAUCAAUCGGUUUAAUCAGAGGUUUAGAUACUUACGAGAGUAUAUACUCACCAUUGGACAGCCCCACCAGAUCAUCAGCAGCUGAUGAUUCUUUCGAGCCUCAUCCGAUUGUUGCAGAUGCGUGGGAGGCGCUUCGACGCUCCUUGGUCUACUUCCGUGGUCAACCGGUCGGCACAAUCGCUGCUUACGAUCAUGCUUCUGAAGAAGUCUUGAAUUACGAUCAGGUUUUUGUUAGAGAUUUUGUACCGAGUGCCCUGGCUUUUCUAAUGAACGGUGAGCCUGAUAUUGUGAAGAACUUUUUACUCAAGACACUUCAGCUACAAGGGUGGGAGAAGAAAAUAGAUAGGUUCAAAUUGGGUGAGGGUGCUAUGCCUGCUAGCUUCAAAGUUCUUCACCAUCCUGUUCGUAAAACGGAUACCAUAGUUGCAGAUUUUGGUGAGAGUGCUAUCGGCAGAGUUGCUCCUGUUGAUUCUGGUUUCUGGUGGAUUAUUCUUCUGCGUGCUUAUACAAAAUCCACAGGAGAUUUAUCUCUUGCCGAAACUGCAGAAUGCCAAAAGGGUAUGAGACUUAUACUCACGCUCUGUCUCUCUGAAGGAUUCGACACAUUCCCCACUUUGCUUUGUGCCGAUGGUUGCUCCAUGAUCGAUCGUAGAAUGGGAAUAUAUGGGUACCCUAUUGAGAUACAAGCACUCUUCUUUAUGGCAUUAAGAUGUGCUCUCGUAAUGAUGAAGCAAGACGAAGAAGGACAAGAGUUCAUCGAGAGAAUAGAAAAGCGUUUGCACGCCUUGAGCUAUCAUAUGAGAAGUUACUUUUGGAUCGAUUUCCAGCAACUAAAUGAUAUAUAUCGUUAUAAAACAGAGGAAUAUUCCCAUACUGCUGUGAAUAAGUUUAACGUAAUUCCGGAUUCGAUACCGGAGUGGGUGUUCGACUUUAUGCCGACACGUGGCGGAUAUUUCGUCGGAAAUGUAAGUCCGGCGAGGAUGGAUUUUAGGUGGUUUGCAUUGGGCAACUGUGUGGCAAUAUUGUCUUCUCUAGCCAGUCAUGAGCAAGCAUGUGCAAUAAUGGACCUGAUUGAAGGAAGGUGGGAGGAGUUGGUUGGAGAGAUGCCUAUGAAAAUAUGUUACCCAGCUAUUGAAAAUCAUGAGUGGCGAAUAGUGACGGGCUGUGAUCCCAAGAAUACAAGAUGGAGUUAUCAUAAUGGAGGGUCUUGGCCAGUGCUGUUAUGGAUGGUGACAGCUGCAUCGAUCAAAACUGGGAGGCCGCAGAUUGCAAGACGAGCAAUAGAUAUAGCAGAGAGCCGUUUGGGGAAGGAUGGGUGGCCAGAAUACUAUGAUGGCAAACUGGGAAGGUAUAUAGGUAAGCAAGCAAGGAAAAACCAGACAUGGUCAAUUGCUGGAUAUUUAGUCGCAAAAAUGAUGUUGGAGGAUCCUUCUAACUUGGGGAUGAUUUCUCUUGAACAAGACAAGCAGAUGAAGCAUGUUUUUAAGAGAUGUUCCUCCUGGACUUGCUGAACAUCCUCAAAGAAUUAUUAUUUUAUUUGGUGAUUUAAUUCCCUCAUUGUUGUUGUAAAUAUGAUUACAAGUUUGUUUCUGUUUUACUUGUCAUAUAUGAUUCUGAUGAAGACGAAAGACAUUCUUUGCAGUAUCUAAACAACGCAAGCUUUCAUUGAAGACAAUCGAUAAAAAAUUACAACUCCUCCUGAUACCUCUAAAAGUUGGGUGGCGGUUAAUAAACAUAUUUUUACAUAAAAUCUCAA
This is a messenger RNA of Erythranthe guttata (spotted monkey flower), 2783 nucleotides long. The record is from RefSeq and is a predicted model, not a curated record. Lineage: Eukaryota; Viridiplantae; Streptophyta; Magnoliopsida; Lamiales; Phrymaceae.